GCGAGGGGCAGGCACGGUCCCCAGCGCCACGCUGACCCUGAUACCCUCCCCUGCACCACCGGAGGCACAGGCACUCCCAGGGUCCCUUCUGCCGAACGCCAGCUUCAAAGACCAGCCACCUCCCACCCUCGUGGCCCCCAGGGACCCCCAGCCGUGCCUGGGCUGCUACCAUGCACCUGCCCUGGUGGCUUCUCCUCCUGGCCAGCCUCGUCCCGUCAGCCCUCGGCUCGUGGGGGGUCACCUACCCCGAGUCCCUGUGGGGUGUCAGGGGCUCCUGCGUGCUGGUUCCCUGCACCCUGAGCUACCCUGACAACGUGGCGGCCAACGACGGCAUCGUGGCCAUCUGGUACAAGGAUUACGACAACCAGAAGACGCUGGUGUACCACUCGGCGGCCCAGGAGGUGGAUGCUCACUUCAGGGGCCGUGCCCAGCUCCUGGGGGACCCCGCUGCCCGCAACUGCACCCUGCUGCUGCGGGGGGUGACGCCAGAGGACAGCGGGCCCUACAGGUUCCGCUUUGAGAUCGUCAAUGGCGACCGGUGGUCGGCGGCGCGGGAUGUGAUGCUGAGGGUUUCAGACACCCUGGAGCGCCCGAGCACUGCUGCCAGCGAGGAGCAAACCGAGGGGCAAGCGUCCACCUUGCAGUGCUCCACACCCUACAUCUGCCCACCAGGCGACGUCGCCCUGCGCUGGGAGGGUUACAACCCCCAGGUCUCCACAGUGUCCGGCCGGGUCCAGCUGGACACGAGCGGGGUUGGCCACUACCUGACCCUCACCACCUCUUUCACCUGGAAGGACCACUCCAAGAAGCUGCUCUGUGAAGUUUCUUAUGGCUCCAGGAAGGCAACCGGGGAGGUUGUCCUGCGGGUGAGACACGCCCCUAAGGACACCCAAGUGUCGGUCAACCCCUCCAUGCAGAACAUCCGCAAGGGCGACACGGUCUCCCUCACCUGCGAGGUGAGCAGCAGCUACCCCCCCAUCUCUGCCUACCACUGGUACAAGGACGGGGUGGCCGUGGGCAGCGAGCAGAUCCUGACCCUCCGGGACAUUCGCCGGGAGGACUAUGGGCAGUACCACUGCAAAGCCAAGAACGCCAUCGGGGCUGGUGUGUCACCCACUGUGACACUCUACGUCUUCUCUGCAGAGAUCUCAGUGAGCCCUGCGGCCGAGGUGCAGGAGGGGACGGCUGCCACCUUGACGUGCGACGUCCCUGGCAGGGAGGGCCAGGACCUCAACUACACCUGGUACAAGAACAGUGCCUGGCUCAAGGAGGGCACGGCGCACACCCUGCUUUUCCACCGCGUAGCAGCCAGCGACGCCGGCUAUUACUCCUGCAAGGUGACGAACAACCGGGGCAGCGACACGUCCCAGGCCAUCAGCCUGAGCGUGACAUACCCCCCCAGGAACCCCACCAUCACCCUCUUCCAGGAGACGCAGGGCGGCAGGCUGGCCAUCAUCCGCUGCACCGUGGACAGCCACCCCCCAGCCACGGUGGCCCUCUACCGUGAUGGCACCUUGGUGGCAGCCAGCGGGUGGCAGGCGGCCCCCCGCCAGCGGCUGGGUGUCACCGCGUCCCGCAACGCCCUGCGGCUGGAGAUCCGUGACGUGGGGCCGCAGGACAGCGGGUCGUACUGCUGCACGGCCAGCAACGCCCAUGGCAACACCAGCGCCACCAAGGCCUUCAUCGCCCGCGCUACAGAGAUCCUGAUCCAGCCCUCAGCGGAGGUGCGGGAGGGGGCAGCCGUCACCCUGACCUGCCUGGGGGCUCAGGGGGCGGCGGAGGAGACCCUCUACACCUGGUACAGGAACGGCAAGCGGCUGCGGGAGAGCUCGGCCCCGACACUGACCUUCCCCUCCAUCCGUGGUGAGGACGCAGGUGCUUUCCAGUGCAGGGUCCAUAGCAGCAACGGCAGUGACACGUCGGCCACCGUCCCCCUCCGUGUGCUCUUCUCACCGCGGCAACCAGUGAUGAGCUCUUUCCUGGAGACCCAGAGUGGGCACCUGGGCAUCAUCCAGUGCACUGUUGAGAGUGACCCAGAGGCCAACCUGACCCUAUGGAGAGGAGAAGAAGUGAUAGCCUGCACAUGGGGCUGCCCCACAGCUCCCAACCCCAGGGUUCAAGCCACCUUGUCCUACAACAGCCUGAAGGUGGAGAUCCGAGAUGUGGUGCUGGAGGAUGAGGAGACCUACGUCUGCUGGGCUGUGAACCUGCAGGGCAACGCCAGCAUGGCCAUGGACUUCAGGGCUGAGACUGCCAGCGUCGCAGUGGCUCCAUCCUCCCACGUGCUGGAAGGCCACGCCGCCAACCUGACCUGCCGGCUGAGCAGCGACUCCCCGGCUCUGCCCAACUUCACCUGGUACCACAACGGGCAGUGGCUCGCCGAGGGCCCGGACGCCUCCCUGGUGUUUCGGCAGGUGGCCAGCACGGACGCAGGGCUCUACCACUGCAGAGCCACCACCGACGGCAGCAGCCGGAGCUCCCCCGCCGUCUCCCUGGACGUGCUGUACCCCCCACGGGAUCCCCGCCUGACGGCGUUCCUGGAGACAGAGAGAGGCCGCCUGGCCAUCUUCCAGUGCUCGGUGGCAAGCAACCCUCCCGCCCGGCUGGCCCUGUACCGGGGUGAGGAGCUGGUGGCCACCAGCGAUGUGGGGAGCAGCCCCAGCCCGCGGGUCAGUGCCUCGGCCGCCCCCAACUCCCUCCGUGUGGAGAUGCGGGAGGUGACACCGGCGGACGAGGGCAGCUACCGCUGCACCGCCACCAAUGCGCACGGCACCGCGUCCCACCGCCUGUACUUCCGCCUGCAGACUGCCCGAGUCCUCAUCUCACCAUCCACGGAAGUCCAGGAAGGAGACGAUGUCUCCCUGACGUGCCUAGUGGUGGGAGAGCCGCAGGAUGACACCGUCUACUCCUGGUACAAGAACAGUGAAUGGCUCCAGGAUGGCCCUGACAACUUCCUCCCCCUGCCCCACAUCGCCAGUUCUGCUGCCGGCUCCUACCACUGCCGAGCCCGCAGCCCCUCGGGGACCAGUGUCUCCCUGGCCGUUGCUCUGCGCAUCUCCUAUCCUCCACGGGCUCCGGUGCUGACCUCCUUCCUGGAGACCCCCGAGGGGCAGCGGGGUGUCCUGCAGUGCAUGGUGGACAGCAACCCACGGGCAGAGCUGGCUCUCUUCAAGGACCGGGUGUUGGUGGCCUCCACGGCGCUGCCCCAGCCCACUGCCCCACCACGGCUCAGCGUCACCUUGGCCGUCAACGCGCUGCGGGUCAGCAUCCACCCCGUGCUGCUGGAGGACGAGGGGGAGUACGUGUGCUCUGCCAGCAAUGCCCACGGGAACAGCAGCACCACGGCGAACUUCACGGCUGGCACUGCCAGGGUCUGGAUCUCCCCCUCCCCAGACGUCCGGGAAGGUGACGCCGUCAACCUGACCUGUGCGGUCGAGAGCGGCAGCGGGGAGGUGCUGAGCUACACCUGGUACAAGAACAAGGUCUGGUUCAGCAGCAGCUCAGCCCCAGCCCUCACCUUCCCCAGCGUCGCUGCCACUGACGCCGCCUCCUACCACUGCGUGGUGCAGACCCCGGCACGGACCCGCAGCUCUGCCCCCACCACCCUCAACGUCCUCUACCCCCCCAGGAACCUGCAGAUGAAGGCCUUCGUGGAGAGCGGCGAGGGGAUGGCGGUCAUCCUCCUCUGCACUGUGGAGAGCAACCCCCUGUCGCAGAUCACCCUGCUCAAGGAGGGGCAGCCAGUGGCCUCCAGCCCCACUGCGGGAGGUGACCACCCCAGGCAGAGCAGCCGCAUCUCCCCUGCUCCCAACGCGCUGAGGCUGGAGCUCCGGGAGGCCUCCGAGGAGGAUGAGGGGGAGUACGAGUGCCGGGCACGCAACCUCCUUGGCAGCACCCAGGCGUCCCUGCCCCUCCGUGUGCAGGCCGUCCGGGUGGUGGUGCGACCCUCUGCCGAGGUGCCCGAGGGGACCGAGGUGAGGCUGACCUGCCGGGACGCGGGUGCCCGCCCGGGCACCGUCUACACCUGGUACAAGAACGGUCGGUGGCUGGCGGAGGGGCUGGGCGCCUCUCUCCUCCUCCCCGCCGCCCGCCGCACGGAUCCUACAGCCAGCAGCAAACCUGUCACCCACCCCCACAUCCCCCCGCCCCAAACCCCACUGGCUGGUUCCCUGCCACCAGAGCUGUUUUUGGGACAGGCCGGGAGGGGGGAAAACGCUGUUCUUCUCGUUGUAGAUGCACCCCAGGAGCCUUCCUUCAUCUCCCUGGUGGAGCCCCGGGGGGGACAGCAGGCCGUCCUACUCUGCACCGUUGACAGCUUCCCACCCUCCGACAUAGCCCUGCAUCGGGGUCCCGGCCACACACCCCUGGCCUCGACGUGGGGCCCAGCCGACCCACGCUUCACCAUCCAGGUGGCCCCCAACUCCCUGCGGGUGGAGAUGGGGGGGCUGGAGUUGCGGGACACAGGGCUCUACAUCUGCUCGGCCAACAACAGCUACGGCACCGUGUCCUCGUCCCUGCACCUGGACAUGGGAGGGGUGACAAUCAGGGUUGAUCCCUCGCCAGAAGUCCCCGAAGGCACCACAGCCACCCUGACCUGCUCAGCCAUCCCUUGGGUGGGGGAAGAGGCCAACUACACGUGGUACAAGAACAGCCGGUGGCUGCAGGAGGGACCAGCCAGCUCCCUUGUCCUCACCCGUGUCUCCAGCACCGACACCGGCUCCUACCGCUGCCGGGCAAGUGGGACGAGGGGCAGCUCUGCCUCAGCCACGCUCAGCUUCAGCGUGCUCUACUCCCCCCGGGAUGUGUCCAUCAGCACCUUCCUGGAGAACCGCAACGGGCAGGUGGGCAUCGUGCUGUGCACGGCCGAUAGCCACCCAGCUUCCACCAUCGCCCUGUACCGCCGUGGCCACCUCCUGGCCUCCAGCCUGGCCCCUGUCACCAUGCCAGGGGUCCGUGCCUCCCCCUCCCACAACACCCUCCGUGUGGAGCUCGGGGCAGUGGGGCAGGAGGAUUCGGGGGAGUACACCUGCGUGGCCAGCAACCCCCUGGGCAACGCCACGGCCGGCGCCUACUUCGAUGUGCACACUCUCACCCACCUCCUGGCCUUCACCGUCCUGGCUGGGCUGCUGAUGGCCAUGAUCUGCGUGGCUGCCCUGGCCCUUCUGGCUGUGAAGCUGUGGCCCAGGAUGAGAAAGUUUUGGAACUGGCCCGGUGCUGAGGACACCUUCGAGCUGAGAAGGAAGCAGGAGCAGGAGCAGGUGGGGACAUUGGUGGAUGGAGGUUAUUAAGCCAAUGGCUUCUUUGGCCCAGGAGCAACUGUAGCAGCUGGUGCUGGAAGCGCACAGCCUCAUCCUGGCUGGAUCCAGGGAGGCCACACCAUCACUCCCCACCCCCAGGGUGGCAGAGCCACGGCUGAGCUGGCAGCCACCACCCUGGGGACAAUCCAGCCCUGUCUUCAUCCCCUCACAGCUCCUCUUUCCCCUCUCCUGUCCUGCCAUGCCCCUCAUCCCUUCCCCACCGUGGAUGUUGUUCUCACGCCGGGCAUGGUCUGUGCUCACCACCGCACGUGGUGCACCACACGUGCCAGGCACCAGCAAGCUGUGACAGCUCAGGGCUGCUCUCCAGCAGUGAAAUCCCAGAAGAAAAACAAAUCUCCUGGUGGCAGUGCAAGCCUGGGGGAAGCCUCUUCAUUUCCACUGUCCUUCUGUCCCCCCAUCAAAGCCACCAGAGUGCUGCCCGCUGUGGUGCUACACAGCCCCUGUGCCGGGUGUCCCUGUGAGCUAUU
Messenger RNA from Calidris pugnax (ruff), 5785 nucleotides. It is a transcript of the gene SIGLEC1, whose product is annotated as sialic acid binding Ig-like lectin 1, sialoadhesin. The record is from RefSeq and is a predicted model, not a curated record. Lineage: Eukaryota; Metazoa; Chordata; Aves; Charadriiformes; Scolopacidae. The transcript has 22 exons. The coding region runs from base 171 to 5288 and encodes 1705 amino acids.